This is a messenger RNA of Fusarium falciforme, 417 nucleotides long. RefSeq lists its product as hypothetical. The transcript has a single exon. The record is from RefSeq and is a predicted model, not a curated record. Gene Ontology annotation, biological process: transsulfuration. Gene Ontology annotation, cellular component: mitochondrion. Lineage: Eukaryota; Fungi; Ascomycota; Sordariomycetes; Hypocreales; Nectriaceae. Gene Ontology annotation, molecular function: thiosulfate-cyanide sulfurtransferase activity. The coding region runs from base 1 to 417 and encodes 138 amino acids.
AUGUUCUCCUACCUCGUGAGCCCGAGGGACCUACGCAAUGCCAUGAAGACGAAUCCACCAUCCGACAUCUCCCUCGAGCCACAAGUUGUUCCCUUAUGCGCCUCCUGGUUUCCAGUCGAUGGGAAUGAGGGCCGCACCGGUAUCCAGACCUUCCGUCAGAAACGGAUCCCGAAUGCUCGAUUCUUGGACCUCGAUAAGGUUAUCGACACGCACUCCCCUUUUCCUCAUCUGCUACCCAGCGCCGUGGACUUCGCCGCUUCCAUGAGCGGGUUGGGCAUCCGUAAGGAGGACAUUCUGGUAGUGUAUGAUACAAAGGAGCUGGGCAUCUUCUCGGCACCGAGGGUGGGAUGGAUGUUGAAGACUUUUGGCCACCCGAAGGUGCACAUCCUCAAUAACUUCCGGCUGUGGGUGGAAUAA